UUGCUUCUGUCUGUCGUCGGACAAUUAAGGAGAUGCACCGAUUCUCAUGUUUUCGUCUCGUGAAAAGUUCUGUGGUUGUUUAUAAUAUAUAUAUAUAGACAGUAUAAGUGUCUGUAUGUUGCUCAUUACGUGCACAACUGACCGAUUUUAAUUGCAAAUUUGUGAAAAGCUGCGUGCUGUCAGACAGUGAGGAGGAGGUCAGCUGAUGAGUCCCGAUGCUUUCAUUUCAGGAUGUCUGACUUUGGCACAGAGUCAAAUCCCUCCACAGAGACUUAUAAGCAGGGAUCAGCUGGUGAAAGUGCUUUUAAAAAACGACUCGGUAUUAUUGCAACUUGUGUCGUCGGAGGGUCAUUGGUCGCUCUGUAUGCAGUGACUGGACCGUUUGUUGCACCAGCACUGAGGAAAGUAUGUCUCCCAUUUGUACCUGCAACAAGGACACAGAUUGAAAACGUACUUAAGGUUUUGAAAACUAGAUCAGGGUCUCUGGUGGAUAUCGGCAGCGGAGAUGGACGAAUAGUUAUCGCUGCAGCAAAAAGUGGCUUCAAGGCAGUAGGAUUUGAGCUGAACCCAUGGCUGGUCUGGUACUCCCGUUACAAAGCCUGGAGGGAAGGUGUUCAUCACAACACAUCUUUUUAUAUUUCUGACCUUUGGAAGGUCAGUUUUUCAGAGUACUCCAACGUGGUCAUCUUUGGGGUUCCUCAAAUGAUGGAGCAGCUUGAAGUCAAGCUCCAAAGAGAGCUCCAGAGUUCAGCCAAAGUAGUAGCUUGUCGCUUUCCAUUUCCCACUUGGACUCCUGAUGAUGUCGCUGGAGAGGGAAUUGAUACUGUUUGGGUUUAUAAUGCCAAGACAUUCAAACCUCCCAUCAGAAAUGAUAAAGACAGUGAAAGACAAGAACUAGCGACAAACUAGGAAAACUAAUUUCUUUAGAGAGGCUUUUCUUUCUUUACAAUAUUGACAAACAUUUUGUCUCUCAUGUAAGCUUGAAAAAUACUACCUAUUUUGGCUGCAUAUUGUUCCUAAUUAAAUAUCCCUUUGUUUUAGUAAAGAAAAUAAGAAUCCGUUUGUUUUUUCUGCAUUUAUAUUAUAUGAUAAAGAAAACGAUUUUAUGUAUUUUCUCAGAGGUGUGGAGUUAAUUAAGUAAAAGUUAGGGGUGUAAAGAUAUUCAAACCGAACUGAAAAACCGCGAUACACCACCCAUGAUAUGCAUCAGGGUACUCUUGGUACGUACCUCGGUCCGCCCCAGCCCUUGCGCGUGUCACUCAAAUACUGAUUUCACUUUCAAGACUUGCGUUUGAACUGACAAACUAACACAAAAUGUCAACAUGCCUGUC
Molecule: messenger RNA, 1331 nt
Organism: Sinocyclocheilus grahami
Lineage: Eukaryota; Metazoa; Chordata; Actinopteri; Cypriniformes; Cyprinidae
Gene: atpsckmt
Product: fATP synthase c subunit lysine N-methyltransferase
Exons: 4
Coding region: 232-909 (225 amino acids)
Biological process (GO): regulation of mitochondrial ATP synthesis coupled proton transport; positive regulation of proton-transporting ATP synthase activity, rotational mechanism; peptidyl-lysine trimethylation
Cellular component (GO): mitochondrion
Molecular function (GO): protein-lysine N-methyltransferase activity
Source: RefSeq, a predicted model, not a curated record